UCGGCCGCGCGCGCGUUUUAUACGUGCCCGAUGUAAACGAUGUCAGUCGUAAUCCCAGAUGGUCGCGCGAGUGCUCGGGAUAUGACGUGUGCCACAUCUGCAACAUUGCGUGUAAUUGCGCUUACGGGAGUUUCGUUCCCCAUUGUAUCUUUUUGUUGAUCGAUAGAGCGCGGAAAUACCAGAUGCACGUUGAAUGCAGGAUUGUGUAACAACAUCUCUGUAAUUAAUAAAUUCUUUGUUAAACCGCAAUCUUUGGAGGUUAAAGAUAUUUUAAUUUUUGAAUUAUGUAAUUUAAAAAGUGACUUAUAAUGUGGGCCGAGAAAGAUCAAAUUAAACGUAAAAAGAAUAUUGCUGUUACACAAGCAUGGAUGUCGAAGGAUUCGCAGAGAUCAUCGACGAAAUACCGGAGUUUUAAAAUUAUAUUAGAAUAUCUAAAGUUAUACUGUCAGUAUUCCAGUUUAAGUAGUUUAAAGUAUCUCGCCGAUUCUCAAAAGACAUGGUUUGAAAGAAUUCUGUGGGUCAUAAUACAUUGCGCAAUUAUAUCUGGUCUGAUAUUUAUGGUUUAUAUUUCCUACAAAGAAUUUGUGACGUCACCUUUACUAACUUCCAUGGACUCGGAUAGUUAUAGUACGAUUGAAUUAAACUUUCCAGCAAUCGCCAUCUGUCCCGUUAAUAGGAUAAGUCGGCGAUCCGCGAUGGAAUUGGCAACUGACAUCUUCAACGCAAACGUCACUGAUCUGUCAAUUAAUGAGAUCAUGAGGUUGCUCAAGCAAUUAGGCAAUAAUUACCCUUCCAAUUUCAUCAUGGAGAGAAAUCGUGAUAUAGAGGUCGAUCAACUUUUAACGAAGUAUUACAAAGGGUUUUACGACAUUACCAAAAUAAUGAAAAAUCUGUCGCCGCUGUGCAUGGCGAUGCUGCUGAAGUGUAAGCUGCACGGCACCUACCGACCCUGCACGACGCUUUUCGAGUUUCGCAAGACGCAGGACGGAUUCUGUUGCACCUUUAAUUACAUACGUGAACCGGACGACAUUCCCACAAUGAGAGAUGUGAUUAAAGAGCCACUCGGUAAAGUACAUAAAGUAGAUGAUCUCGGAAUAGAACACGGUCUAACAGUCUUGCUGGAUCCAUUUUUGGAUGAUUAUUUCUACUCCAUACUACCUGUUAAAGGUUGGAAGAUUAUCGUGUUUCAUCCUGCCGAUUAUCCGGACGUAUCCAGCGGUGGCGUCACGGAAGUACUCGCGAUGCCACGCACCGAGACGUAUAUCGAUGUGAGCGCAACGACUUUCUUCAGCACGGAAAUUGUCCAGGCUUAUCCCGUGAAUCAACGCAAUUGCAUUUUCUCGGAAGAAAUACGCACUACGCAUAGUGACACAAUCUAUACUUACAGUGACUGUAUCGUCGACUGCAAGAUUUACGACGUGAUAAAGUGUUGCAAUUGUCGACCGUUCUUCUAUCCACGUCGUGGCGAGAAAGAAUAUUCGCAGCGUAUUUGUACCAACGCAGACUUAGCUUGCUUGUCUAAAUAUAAGUCUAAAUGGUUCACCGUUUUUCCUCACGAGGAUAAUCAAGAGAUUGUUUCAAACAGCGAAUGGGCUUUGCAUUGUGACAAUUGCUAUCCUACUUGCGAUGAUACUGGUUAUGAUGUGUUAAGUUCAAAGAGUCAUAUGUCCAUCGGUGAAUACAGAACUGAUUUAUUAUCGAACUUCAAUGUCACAGAUCAGGGAAUAUUGCACAUUUUCUUCUCGAAAUACGGCUCAAUUAGGUUGAAGCAAGACGUGGCUUAUUAUUGGUACGACCUUCUGAGCGAUAUCGGCGGUAUAUGUGGUGUCUUCAUCGGCUUCAGUCUCAUCAGCAUCGUGGAAGUGCUGUAUUUCCUCGUUCUCGCGCUCCUCGAUUUAUUCUGCGGAAAAUCAACCUUGCGGGAAGACGACGAUCGCGAAAAGGAGACUAAAUCAAUCCCUACUCAGACUGUACAGACAAUUUAUUGGAACGAGUUGUUACCACGAUCUUGGCAAUCGAUAAAAUUUCCUAACAACGAUCAGUUAUUUAACAACAAAGCUAGAUAAUGAUACAGCAGGCGAGCUACCAUGAAAUUAUUUGAGGAAGUUUCCCAUCGUAACGAUUCUGUCUUUCGUCAGUUGUACAAUCGUAAACGUUCGGAUAAUACUCGAAGCGAUCGGAUAAUUUCUAACGCUUUGCGAGCAAGCGGAAAAUCAGUUCCAAUCGGGACAAAGCCUUGGGCGAAAAAGAUUGAGGAAGACCAUUGUUGUUUGUUUCGUCGCGUGACAACGAUAAGUCAGUUUCAAAGAAGAGUCACGAUUGAGCUUGAGAGACACAGACAGGAUCGUGAUUGAAAACUCGCUAGUCGGAAACGACUUGCGAUGGAAAUCGUCAAUAAUUCCAUGAUAGCUCCCGUGAUUAUGACAACUGAUUCGCUGAAGAAAUUGUAAUUUUUUAACAAUUGUAUUAUCGUGUUAAUCUUGUAUUAAUGUCAUUAAUCCUGUGAUAAAAUUCUGUAUUAAUAUAAAUAAUUAUUAUUAAGAACAAAGAGCAGUUUUAUGCACUAACUAAUGAAUAUUUUGAUGGAAUUUUAAGUUCUCUAUGAAAAUAAUUCCAGAAAGCGUGCUGUACCA
This is a messenger RNA of Cataglyphis hispanica, 2633 nucleotides long. Its product is annotated as sodium channel protein Nach-like. Gene Ontology annotation, molecular function: ligand-gated sodium channel activity. Gene Ontology annotation, biological process: sodium ion transmembrane transport. The transcript is spliced from 13 exons. The record is from RefSeq and is a predicted model, not a curated record. The coding region runs from base 309 to 2066 and encodes 585 amino acids. NCBI's taxonomy places the organism in Eukaryota, Metazoa, Arthropoda, Insecta, Hymenoptera, Formicidae. Gene Ontology annotation, cellular component: membrane.